Molecule: messenger RNA, 1434 nt
Organism: Neurospora tetrasperma FGSC 2508
Lineage: Eukaryota; Fungi; Ascomycota; Sordariomycetes; Sordariales; Sordariaceae
Exons: 1
Coding region: 1-1374 (457 amino acids)
Biological process (GO): inner mitochondrial membrane organization
Cellular component (GO): mitochondrial inner membrane
Source: RefSeq, a predicted model, not a curated record
AUGCGCGGCCAGUCUCCCCUGGUCAGGGCGGCGCGGACUGCGCGACUGACUAGAACCUCGACGACGACAACGACGACGACACCUCUUCUACUAAACACCAGAACCAACAACUUCGUCUGCUGGCAAUGUCGCUCCAUCCAGAUCAGCGCCAAGCCCGCCACCGACUCCCGCCCCGCCCCCGACGUCUUCGAUGCCCUCCCCGGCGGCCCGCGUGACACUGCCGACGCCCGUUUCGAAGUCAUUGGCGCUCCCGCCUCUCUCCUCUCCGUCACCUUGUCCGCCUCCCAACGUCUCUACACUCGUCGCGGCACCCUCGUCUCCGUCGCCGGCAAGGUCGAAAACGCCCAAUCGACCCUCUCCGUCCUCUCCCCUCUGCCGCGCGCCUUCCUCGGUGUUCCCUUCCUCUACCAGCGCAUCUCCUCAACCACCCCGAUCACGGCCCUAAUAGGCACCAAGUCGCCCAACACCAGCUUCUCGGUCCUCCACCUCGACGGAACCACCGAUUACAUGGUCGCCCAGCGCAACGCCCUUUUGGCUUGGACAGGCCACACCAUCCGCGUCUCGCCGCGCAUCCAACACGGUCUGGCCCCCGCCAACUGGGGCGCCACCCACGUUACCGGUCGCGGCCUCGUCGCUUUGGCCGCCCCAGGCCAGAUCUACGAGUUGACCAUAGCCGAAGGCGAGGAACUCACCCUCCACCCUUCCCACGUGGUCGCUUACUCCGUCACCCGCAACCCGCCUCUGCCGUUCCGCUUCAAGAGCACCCGACUCAACCUACAAGUCCCCGCUGUCCCGCACUACAUCAGCAACGCCGCUUCCAGGCUCGUGCCCGCCAAGGUCUCCGAGUUCUUUGCCCAGAUGAGGGAUACCCAGUUCUACACCAUCCUCGCAAGGAUACUAUACGGCCUCAAGACGGCGACGAGGAGGACGAUCUGGGGCGAUAGACUGUUUUUGCAGUUCCGCGGCCCGACGAAUAUCCUCAUGUCUAGCAGGGGCGUGCGCGUCUCGGACGUAUUAAGCAGAGAGGAUGUCAACGAAAUUGCCGACACGGAAGCGGGGGUGGUUGGCAAGGCUUUGGGAACUUCUAGGAUUGAGAAGGAGAAGGCCAAGGCCAAGGCGAAGGCGAAGGCUUUGGAACAAAAGAAGACGGAGACUCCUCCCCUGGUGGCUGAGAUUGCGGUGGCUGGUGAGAAGGUUGACUUUGCUGAGGAGGCCAAGAUUCCUGCUGAGAAGGUUAUUGAGGACGUUACGGGUGAGGAGAAGGAGGGUGAAGCUGCUGAGACCAAGCCUGUCAAGUUGAGGGAUGCGAGCGUGGGGAAGGAUGCGAAGGCCACGCUUGAGGAGUCCAAGGACUUGAACCAGUUUGUGCGGUGAGCGGUUGAUUGUAGAUUGUAGGUUGGCUGCAGGGGAUGUAAUUUUCUUUUCUUCGUCUUC